UAAAGACCAAAUAUGUCAAGCAAAGCCAAAGAAUUGCUCGCAAAGAAAAAGAAGAAAGCCAAUCAGAAGAAGAAGACUACUAAAAAAGAGGAACUUUCUGCCAAAAACAAGCAGGACACCUCAAGUGCCAAGCAAGAGAACGAGUGGGAAGUUGAAAAAGAAACUCCCCAGGUAAAGACAACCUUCAAAAUUGAAGGCAAAGAAGUCGAUGAACUCCAGAAAAAGAUUGUCAAAGAAGACAAGAAGGAAGAAGUCGCCAAAUGGGACGAAGAAGGACAAGAAUUCCUGAAAGCAGAUGAGAACUCAGCUAAGCUAGUCCAGGAUGCCUCAGCCGCAAAGCCAUCAGUACCUGGGAAGUCAGCCUCCGAUAUUCAGUUUGGUGGAAAACCUAGCUUUGGAUCUGGAAGGCCUAAGUUUACCUCUACUGGCAACAAGAGUAACGGAGCUGGAUUAGGCAAAAAGAGCAUGGGUGCUGAAUACUUCCCAGAGCUCGGAGAUACAGCUCCUCCUCCAGAGAAAGAUACAUCUAGCAGGAAGCUGAACGGGCCUCCCAAAUUCACUGGCAAUAACAAAAACAGGUUCGACCAGCUAGAAGUCCACAAGACUAACAAAGAAGAUAAAAAGGAUGACCAAAAAGAUGACAAUAGAGAGCAAGCUCCUCGCUUCAAGAAAAGGAAGGAUGAGUUCUUCGGGAAUUUCAGAGCAAACAACAAAAAUAUCAAAGCUGAUGAAUCCUCCCCCAAAGAGACAGAGCCUAAGCCCAUAACUAGCAGCGGUGGACCUCCAAAGUUCUUCUCAAAAGGUGCUUCUAACAAGAUGACCAUGGCCAAAGCCCAAGAAGAAGCUGAAAGGAAGAAGGAAGAGCUCAAGAAAAAGGAGGAUGCUGAAGAAGCUAAAAUGGAUAAGAAGAAGCCUUUAGCCAAAAAGAAGUUCGAUGAUGAUAAAAAGGAUAAUAAAUUCAUCAAGAGAGAACCCAAGAAGGUAGCUGAGGAUAAGCCAAAAGAGACGAAGCCAAAAGAGACGAAGCCAAAAGUUUCAAAAGAGAAAGCAGUACUCGAAGAUGAAUGGGGAGCAGGCGGACUUGAAGAUGUCCUAUAAUUUAAUAAUCGCUGAUCAUAGCUCAACAAU
Moneuplotes crassus is the source of this 1128-nucleotide messenger RNA. The record is from the annotation of a GenBank genome assembly. Lineage: Eukaryota; Ciliophora; Spirotrichea; Euplotida; Euplotidae.